AUGGCGACCGUGAUUUUCGUCGGCUCCCCGGAGAAAAGUCCGAAAAGUUGCGCCCAAAAAUUCAAGUCGUUGUUCCUCGUGCCGCCACACGAUGUGAUUUUUCGGGUUUUUGCCGCGUUCGUGCCGCCGGUUUCCAAAAAGUAUCAGAAGGUUUACGUUGAUUUGCAAGGGCCGGUCUUGGCCCUUGUUCUAUUGGCUGCUUUGCUAAAUUAUGGCUACUCGUUUAAACCACGCAAUACGUUUCGCUCGCCGACCGAAACCGUCGUUAUUUACAGCUUAACUAUGCCGCUGUUGGCGUUUUUCGUGUGCAAAAUCGGGCGUUCGUGUAUCACUCUAUCGGAAAUGACCUCUCUAAUCGGGUACGGCUUAUACGGCCACAUUUUCACACUGUUUGUUUCGUUUUUACUGUUUGAGGAAGCCAGCAAUUUUUUCUUCUUCGUGUGUUUGAUCGUCUUUGGCGGGCUAAGCACGCUGCGAAUUGCCUUGGUUGUUUUGGGGACUUUGUUCGUACCAGCGGCACGACUAUUGAUUUGUUCGCUUAUCUCGAUUUGUAAUAUCUUGUUUGUGAUUUUUCUACAUUUUGCCUACAUGCAUCGGACUUUUAUCUCGUAGGAAAUUAACAAAGGAUUGUUACAUAAAAACUCUAAUAAAAUAAAUUACUUUA
This is a messenger RNA of Tribolium castaneum (red flour beetle), 664 nucleotides long. Its product is annotated as protein YIPF3-like. The transcript has a single exon. The record is from RefSeq and is a predicted model, not a curated record. Bases 1 to 612 code for a protein of 203 amino acids. NCBI's taxonomy places the organism in Eukaryota, Metazoa, Arthropoda, Insecta, Coleoptera, Tenebrionidae.